CAUCUGAUUAGCAAGGUGCUUAGAAAUUGAACUGGCUCUUGGCUGUGAGUUGAAACUUGCACCAGGGUUUGCAGUAUUCUGUUUCGAAGUGUGGUUUCCCCCCUCACCCCCUGCAAGUCGCCUCGAUCCACCCUUUUGCAAUCAUGCCUCCAAAAAGGACGGCACCAAGUGAGGGUGAGCAAAAACAUGAAGCAAAAGUGGUUAAACAGCUCAGAAGAUCCGGUAGAUUGGAAAAAGUCGCAGCUGCGGCGGCUGCUGCUGCUGCUGCUAAAGAAGAGUCCAAACCACAGAAACGUGCCAGGCUUUCACCAAAACCCAAGAAACAGCCCAAAGGGAAGGAAAAGAAAAUAACCAAGGAAGAGGUUGCACCUGCUCAAAAUGGUGAAACAAAACCUGAUGAGGAACAGAAAACUGAAUCUGCAAGCGAUCAGAAUGAUGACUGAAGGAUCUACCAUUGUCUUUGGUUGAUUUUUAUGUAACACUUGUAGAAUUGAAAAUAUUUUUAUCAAGUUAUUUUGUAAAUGCAAAUAUUUUUAGGGUUAGUACAUUUUUUGUGUGUUUGAAAGACAUUGAUAAAAUCGAAACAUCCUUUCAGCAAUUGGGAUAUUUGUAACCUUUUUAUUGUGCAAAAAAAUCAGUUUUACAAUUGGAAAGAUUUUACAUUGGUUUUCUUUUGGCUAACUUGGAUAUGUGUUCCAUGGGCUUUUAAUUUAGAAAUGAUGCCUUUAGUACUUUAAGGUAAUUGAAAUGUAUAAUUGCAAACUUAGUUUCACUUUUGAAUGUUUGUCGUAAAGCAAUAAAUUGUGAAAUGUUCUAAGAGUUGAUGGAUGAGUGAUGAUGUGAUCACCUGCUUGGUUUGUGAAAUCUGUUUUGUAAUAAUAAAUGGGGUUUUCCGCAUUUA
Messenger RNA from Hemiscyllium ocellatum (epaulette shark), 901 nucleotides. RefSeq names its product high mobility group nucleosomal binding domain 3 (gene hmgn3). NCBI's taxonomy places the organism in Eukaryota, Metazoa, Chordata, Chondrichthyes, Orectolobiformes, Hemiscylliidae. Gene Ontology annotation, molecular function: nucleosomal DNA binding. The transcript is spliced from 6 exons. Bases 144 to 443 code for a protein of 99 amino acids. Gene Ontology annotation, cellular component: chromatin; nucleus. The record is from RefSeq and is a predicted model, not a curated record.